AUGGAGUCUGGUGCAAUAACUCUGAACUUGAAUGAGAAUCAUCUCACCGGUUCUAUUGAAGUACCCAACUCGUCUUCUUCAUCAAGGCUAAAGAAUUUGGUCCUUGGGAACAACCAUUUCGAAGGACAAAUAAUAGAGCCUAUCUCAAAGCUCAUCAACCUCAAGGAACUCUACCUUUCUUUUUUAAACACAAGCUACCCAAUUGACUUAAACCUUUUCUCCUCUCUCAAAUCUUUGUCGGCCCUCGAUCUUUCCGGUAAUAGUAUAUCUCCGGCCAGUUUAAGAUCAGAUUCACUCAUGCCGGUUACCCUGGGAGUGUUUUCCUUGGCGCACUGUGGAAUCAGUGUGUUCCCAAACAUCUUAAAGUCCCUUCAAAAUUUGGAGUUUAUAGACAUAUCCGAAAACCGUAUCAAAGGGAAAAUCCCUGAGUGGUUAUGGAGCCUUCCCUGUCUAAGGUCAGUGAACGUUUUAGAUAAUUAUUUCAACGGUUUCGAAGGUUCAGCAGAUAUUUUAGUAAACUCAUCAGUUCAGAUAUUAGUUUUGGAGACAAACAGUUUUGAAGGAGCACUUCCCAAUCUACCACUCUCUAUCAACGUCUUCUUUGUGUGUUCUAAUAGUUUCACAGGGGAGAUACCUCUUUCAGUCUGCAACAGAAGGUCGCUUGAUGUUCUUGAUCUAUCCUACAACAAAGUCACCGGUCCAAUUCCUCAAUGUUUGAGUAACUUCACGUUUUUGAAUCUCCGAAUGAACAACUUGGAAGGAAGUAUUUCUGACGUCUUCCAUGCCCGUGCCUCUCUACGAACACUCGACGUUGGUUACAAUCAACUAACUGGAAAGCUUCCAAGGUCUCUUCUAAAUUGCUCCUUUCUAGAGUUUCUAAGCGUUGACAACAACAAAUUCAAAGACAAGUUUCCUUUCUGGCUCAAGGCUUUACCAAAUUUGCAAGUCCUUACCAUGCGUUCCAACAAAUUCUAUGGUCCUAUAUCACCUCUUCAUCAAGGUCCACUCGGAUUUCCUGAGCUGCGGAUAUUUGGGAUAGCCGAUAAUAAGUUUACAGGAAGCUUGCCACCAAACUUAGCCUUUACCUUAUUCUAG
This is a messenger RNA of Arabidopsis lyrata subsp. lyrata, 1095 nucleotides long. RefSeq names its product receptor-like protein 12. Bases 1 to 1095 code for a protein of 364 amino acids. Lineage: Eukaryota; Viridiplantae; Streptophyta; Magnoliopsida; Brassicales; Brassicaceae. The record is from RefSeq and is a predicted model, not a curated record. The transcript has a single exon. Gene Ontology annotation, molecular function: protein binding.